GCCACCAUAUCGACUUAUAAUAGACCGGAAGAAGGAAGUGAGGCCAAGUAGGAAGUUCAAAGUGGUUUGUUUUGGUUGAAAAUAGAUAGAAGAUGUGGAAAGCACAAGCUGGUGUUAAAGUUGCGGCCCCUGCUGCAAAAGGAGAAGAUGAUGAAUGGGAGACAGAUGCAGAUUUUGUUAAUGACGUAAGUGAAGAGCAGCAAAGAUGGGGAGCCAAGACUGUGGAAGGGUCAGGACGAAACCAGGCAUCAAUCAGUUUAGACAAACUGCGUGAGAAUGUCCGAAAAGAUGACCAGACUGUUAAACAGAAGGAGCAGGAGACUGGCCCAAAGGCGUCCUAUGGCUACGGUGGGAAGUUUGGAGUCCAGAAGGACAGAAUGGAUAAGUCAGCAGUGGGGACAGAAUACCAGGCCGAUUUAUCAAAACACGCCAGCCAAACGGACGCUGCGAAGGGUUUUGGCGGGAAAUUUGGGGUUCAGGCAGACAGAAAGGAUAAGGCAGCUGUUGGCUUUGAAUAUGAGGGAAAGACAGAGAAACAUGCAUCGCAGAAAGACUACUCUACUGGUUUUGGUGGUAAAUACGGAGUGCAGAAAGACCGCAAAGAUCAAUCAGCCGUAGGCUGGGAACACCAUGAAACUGCAGCCCAACAUGAGUCGCAGAAAGAUUACUCCAAAGGUUUUGGUGGGAAAUAUGGUGUUCAAAAAGAGAACAUGGAUAAAUCUGCCGUUGGGUGGGACCAUCAGGAAAAACUCGAGAAACACGAGUCCCAAAAAGACUAUUCAAAGGGUUUUGGAGGUAAAUUUGGUGUAGAGAAAGAUAAAAUGGAUAGAUCAGCUGUGGGAUGGGGACAUCAUGAGACCGUUCCGAAACAUGAGUCCCAGACAGAUUAUUCCAAGGGGUUUGGUGGCAAGUACGGUGUACAGACGGACAGAAAGGAUGCUUCUGCUGAGGGAUAUGACUACCAAGAGAAACUGGGGAAACACGAGAGCCAGCAAGAUUAUUCCAAGGGGUUUGGUGGCAAGUUUGGUGUUCAGACGGACAGAAAGGACGCCUCUGCAGUGGGCUGGGACCACCAAGAGAAACUGGAGCAACAUGAGAGCCAAAAAGAUUAUUCCAAAGGGUUCGGAGGCAAGUUUGGUGUACAAACAGACAGAAAGGAUGAUUCAGCGGGCACUUUUGAAGACAUGAAGGGAGUCUCAUCAUCAUACCAAAAAACUAAACCUUCAGCAAGCUCUGAAGGUGCCAAGAAUUUGAAGGCCCGUUUUGAGAACAUUGCAAAGAACCAGGAGGAGGAUGCUAAGAAACAAGCAGAGCGCGUUAAACUGAGCCGUAAGGCUAGUGAGGACCGGGAGAGGGUGGAGGAGAAACAGCAACAUGAGGUGGGUAGUGAGGACCGGGAGAGGGUGGAGGAGGAACAGCAACAUGAGGUGGGUAGUGAGGACCGGGAGAGGGUGGAGGAGAAACAGCAACAUGAGGUGGGUAGUGAGGACCGGGAAAGGGUGGAGGAGAAACAGCAACAUGAGGAAAAGAUGGACUCAGAACGCUGGCAUGAUGAGGAGAAGGAAGCCCCGAAGCAGCCUACGCGAGCCCCACCACAGCAGCCUGCGCGUUCUGCACCUAAACCGGCCUACGAGGAGGAGGAGCAACAGCCUGCAUAUGAGGAGCAGGAGGAGGAGGAGCAAGCCACAUAUGAAGACACCACUAGGGAUCAAGUCCAUCAUGUGGAACCCCAGCCAGAACCAUAUGAGCAGUUUGAGGAGCCAACUGAAUACGAGAUCCACCCGGCGGAGGCAGCGGCAGAUGAAAAGGAACUGGGAGAGGAGGAUAACGAUCCAGUGGACCAUUCCCCGGAGACUGGGGCCUCCAGCACUACUGCUGUAGCCCUGUAUGACUACCAAGCCACUGCUGAAGAUGAGCUGACAUUCGAUCCAGAUGACGUGAUCACAAAUAUUGAAAUGAUUGACGAAGGCUGGUGGCGUGGGGAAUGCCAUGGUCGCUCAGGACUGUUUCCAGCCAACUAUGUGGAGUUGCAGCAGUGACCAGCUCUAUAGCUUCAUACCAUUAUGUUGUGCCUAGCACAGGUGCUUGUGACAUUGUUUACGUCCCAUACAUGAAUGUAAUAUAUUUUAGAUUUAAUUAUCAAAUUUAUAUUUAUAAGAGUUAUAAUAAUAAGGUUUUAAAAGAUAAGAGGUAAUCAGAUGAUUCUGCUUUUUGUUGUUGAUCUAACCUGAAGAUAUUCAGAGUUAGAUAGGCGUUGUUAACCUCUCUCUUAUUAUUUUGUGUUAAUAUAUGGGACAACACUAAACAUUGUAACAGGUGUCUGUGACACAGACUAUAUGAGCCACGUUCUGGGAAUAGAGGGCUUAAUGCAUGUGUCUGCACAGGCUUAUCAGGGAGGAAACUUUCCAAUUUGACGGGAUUUUUUUUAGAAUAGGGUUCCUUUACACACAAAAAUUCGAUAAAAGCCGAAAAUGCUGUCCCUAAUUAGCUUGUGCAGACUGCACAGGCUUAUUGAUGAAAAUAUGCAUAUGUAUUAAGGCCAGUUUUCCCAGCGCUGGGCUCAUAUAAAGCAUGCUCCAAAAUGCAUCCUAGAGAGUGGUCAGAACUUUUUGUAGACUUGGCUCUGCUAGGUUGAAUAACGAAACUAACCUGAUUAUACUUGUAUUAUUAUGCAUAUGUACAGAAUGUUCAUGCAUGGGUAAUAUUUCUUAUGGACUAAAUGAUUAGAUGUUAAGUUCUAUGGUUUUCUGUUGAAAACUUUUUGUUGGUUUUUGUUUUUCUUUAAAUAUCUUUCAUGUGAAAUCAGAUACAUGCAAUAAUGGUUAUGUUUGCCUACGACAAUAAAUGUUUGCUUUAUCUAUUCACUGAACAUUUGAAUAUUUGUUUAAUUAUAUAGUUAAGAAAUAUUUCUUUAUAAUUUAAGUAUAUUUUUUUCUUUAUUUUAUAACUUGAUCCAAUAUUGUUCUCAUGCUAUUUGGUAAACAAUUUGAAGUUAUUGAUUUGUUUUAGUCUCACAAAUGUUGAUAUUGUUCAGUGGAGACUUGAGGAAUAAACAUGUUCUCCUGAUCAAAGAGAAAGAGUCGUAUAAGUAUUUUUGUGGUUAAAAUCACUUGGUGCUUUGAUAAACUUUUUAGAUCAACGCAGAAUAAAUUAUUUUACAUCUUUUAUUAAUCAUCCCUCUGCUUUACUUUUGAUCACCAUAAACAUAUUUUAAUCUUUAUAUUUUCAAGACUAUUUAUACAUAAUAUUUUUUGUAUACAUGCAAACUUUUUAUUUUCAUCUAUAUUUUGUGUCCAUUAUCAGGGAUGUAUAAUUUUGCCUGAAAAAAAUUAAUCUGUAAACAAUCUUUACUAUUUUGUAUUAUGCUUAAAAUAUGGAAUACAUGUUCUGUAUACAAAUGUGGAAACUGUACUACCUUAAUAGAAAUUAUGCAAACAUGUUUACAGGUAGUGCAUUGUUAGAUAUACAGUGUUUCUUGAAAAUAAACUAUUAUCUCCAAUUAUUCAAAUCAUUCCAUUAGUAAGUUAUAAAGCCUAUUUGUCCCUCUGUUUGAUUGUUAUCUUGAGUCAUAUUCUGUUGUACCAGUGUAAUCUUUCAUUUUAGAUAAAAAGUUUGAUUCUCAUUGAUUGUUACAUUCGCAGUGUCUGUACUAUUGUCAUUAUGUUUUACAUAAAAAAAUACUUAGCACACCAAUCUUCACUUGACAAAGUGACACUACAGAUGUACCCAGUAAUUACAAUGUUAGGAAAUUAUUAAAAUUUUCAAAACAUUUAUUCAUCAUAUAAGUAUGAAAUCAAUCAACCUUACAUUCUUCAUGAAACAAUUUAACCCAUACAAUGGAGCAACAAAAGUUACAAUCAACCUAAUAGGCUAAUAAAAUGUAUUGCAGUUUGUGUUUUUUUGGCACAUGGCACCAAAAUAUUUAAAUAGGCAGAAUUUCCUACUCACCAUGGUGAAAUACAUAAAUGAACUGUCACAGUUCAUUUUAUUACCGUAUAUGAUGAAUAACACAAAAUUUGCCAAGUUUAUUUAGGCUUUUUUCUUUUUCUUGGCCUUGCUUGAUUUGAUCGGGUGUAAAUUUGUUACUCCUGGGUCAUUAUGUUUGAGGAUUUAUUUGUUUACAUUCGAUUUUUAUUUGCUAAAAGUGCUCCAUGCUCUAUAAUACAAUAAAAUCGUAAUUAAUAAAAAAGAAACAAAG
Molecule: messenger RNA, 4198 nt
Organism: Dreissena polymorpha
Lineage: Eukaryota; Metazoa; Mollusca; Bivalvia; Myida; Dreissenidae
Product: src substrate cortactin-like
Exons: 20
Coding region: 93-2039 (648 amino acids)
Biological process (GO): regulation of actin filament polymerization
Cellular component (GO): actin filament; plasma membrane; site of polarized growth
Molecular function (GO): actin filament binding
Source: RefSeq, a predicted model, not a curated record